AUGCGUUUUGAAUGCGGCGCAGGGCAAGUGCGGAUCUCGCGACGUUUCGCGAGAGCGACGUUCAGUUUGACCCCGGCGCAUAACGGACAAAUGAGUCCGCCUGUGACAUCGUACGUCGUGGCUUGUUUAUAGCUGUCUCGUCACGAAAUUCCUAUUGGAAGGGAAAAGUAGAUUGAUAAAAGUGAAAUAAAAAAAUUGCUAAAUAUUCCAAAUGGGCAAUAAAAGCCCAUUAUGGCCCAGUGUCAUCAACCACAACAUCAGCACGAAUUUUUGCCCCUGUGCGAUGUAUUAUUUAACAUUAUUUCAUUAGCAUCCUAUUUCUGCGAUGUUGUCUUUGAUUUUGCAAUGGUAUAUGCUCUUGCCCAUCAAGCAACAGCAUCAUCCAUACUGUUUCCAUUAAGCAUCACUUUUAUAGCAACUUCUCUAUUGAUUUCUCAGAUCGUUAGUUUGCGAUGGUAUCUCUGGGGAGCUAGAGGCAAAUUAACGAACAGCUCACCAAACAAUUGUCACGUAAAUUCAGUGAAGAGAAUCAACUGGACCAUAGGCUGUGUUCUAUUACUCCAUUCCACUCAGGUUGGCGUACUAUGGAGAUACUUCAAGUUAUUUAUCCCAGUCAAUUUAACUUACGUGAAGCACGAGGUACGGGAGCUCUGUGUAUUACGGCUGAUACACGCAUUUUGUGAGGCCGCUCCAAUGUUACUUCUGCAGCUGUACGUCUUGUUCGGCGCUACCGACGGCGGUGAAACAGAAGCCGGGAAACUGAAGGAGAGUGAUGACAAAGACGGCGGCAAAUUGGAGGAGCUGACAAUAGUAUCAGCGGGACUUUCCUUGUGGAGCGUGUGCUGGGCGGUCGCAAGUUUCAGCAAGGGUGCCGCGCGUCUGCGUAAUCUAGAACGCUUAGUGCUAACAUGGCUGGGGGUACUGGCGCAAUUAUUCUGGCGUCUGGGGACAGUGAGUGCUCGCGUUGGAGCAUUGGUCGCGUACGCCUCAUUGUACGGCGGACAGUGGCUGCUGAUCGUGAUGGCUCUCCACUGGCUAUCCAUGUUGACGUGGUUGCUGCUCACACCGGACGGACUCUUCCACGGUGGCGAGCGUCUCCCUCUUCUUAGGAAGACCUUCCUCGCUUCUCUCCUCGCUUUUGUAUAUAUAUUCGCAUAUGUUAAUCUACACGAGACGAAUCAUCGUCAAAAAAUGGUGAUAUUUUACACUGUAAUGUUCUUGGAGAACAGUUUACUCAUCGGCGUGUGGACAGCUGGUGUUAAUCGUGCCGAUCUUCUGUCUCCUCGGCAUCAUCUACAUCCAGUUACUUUAGUACUUAUUCUAUUAGCUUUAUUUUUCGGUGGCAUGUUUUUUAUGGGUCUUUAUUAUAGAUUUUUUCAUGUUAGAAGAUUGAGGUACGAGGCUGGUGGAAGAAUGACCGGUUCGAACCUCACCACUUUAUCCAGUCAGGAUAAUGCGGAAGAAAAGCAGAUAGAUUACAACGAAGGGAAGAAGGUUAACAUUAGUAUCGGUAUGAGAAAAGUUAAAUUAAGUAACGGUGGUAUACCAGGCGUGUUCAAUUGCCGUUUCGCGAAUCCGACGGUCGUAAAUCCGAAUCGCAAGAAGAAGAAACCGACGAGCUUUGUUCCGCCGCCACCGCCGCAAUCGCAAACGGUGAUGAAUUCCGUAACGGCGAUAGGUGAUUCAAAACAAUGGCUCAACAUGGGCAACGGAUCACGGCAGUUGAUUCCGUUUUGGAAGAAACCCUUAGCUUCUAAUAUAGUACAGAACGAUGGUUUCAAUGAGCGCAAAAAUGAGACUGAUAUGGCGAUUGGUGGCUCAUUGAACGUCACAUUAAUACGUGAGAAGCUAAAGGAGAAGAAGCAACAGCAGCUACGGGAACUGCGAGCGAUACAGGAAGAGAUCAAGGAAGGUAAAUUGUUUCCACCUCCCUCCGCCUCCACGUCCUCUUUCUCAUCCUCUCCUUCCGCGUCUAACCAGCAACCACCACCGAACACGAAACUGCACACCUCCCCAAGUUCCCCGUUAUUCACGUCACCACCUUCGUUCUUCGAGCAGAACGGUGGUAGCGCGUUGUCGUCCUGGCCGCCCGUGAAAAUGCACUGCCUUUUACCAUCGCCGCUUUCCUCCCCGUAUUAUCCCAACUCGCAUCCCUUGAAUCCGUGGAGAGUGGCAUCUCAACGAGAACGAGCGGACACGCCAGAAAUACUGUUAGCACCACGAUGCCUUCCGCAUCAUUAUCCCCAUUGGUCACCGCCUGGACAUCUUGGUCAUCGAUUACAUGCGAAUCAGAAUUGUAUUGAAGAAAGUUCCAAAGGCGAAGGCGAUGGAGAGGCAGAAGUCAGCGAUAUGGAAGGCAGCCAAGUCUCGUUACCAAGAAGUUACACACUACCCCGCGAGUUCAAGUAUAAUCCUAACAGCGUAAGAGAACGAGAGCGCCGUGUGGGGAAUAAUAAAAUAUCUUGUUCGCGCUUUUACUUGCCGUCCACCAACAGCUCUGAUGGCGAUGUGGACAGUGCUGACAACGAGGAUGAAACAGACUCGGAGAUGCAAACAAAGGCCAAUCACGGUCAUAACUAUGAUGAAAUUUUGCAGAGGCGUCAAGUAUACGAAAAUAAUAGGGAGAACGACGCCGUUGAGCCUAAUGCCGCGUUGAACGUUACGUCUAACAAUUGUUAUUUGAGCAAUUCUCAUGGUAUUCUACGAUCGGGUCAAUUACUCAGAACACGAGUAAAGCACGAGACGAAACUUUAAGUUAUGCUAUAUCACGUAAUUGAAAAUCUCGUCAAACAUGACAUGCGUAUUAUACAUAUGAAGUGUUCAAAAAUAUCUUCCAGAAUCUAUCUCUCCUCUUAAAUGUUAACAGUAUAAAACUGUUGACCUCGCAAAAUAGUAUACUAUAUUUAAUAGUACGAUACUAAUACAUGCACAUACACAAGAAUUAAAUAUUUCUUUUGCGAGAGUGUAUUAGCAUGCAUUACGAUAUAUAAUCUAAUAUAAUCUAAUUUAAUUUAAUUUUUUUCAUGAUGUUUUGCAUAAAAUUAUGCAAACGGUGAAUCACGGAAAAUCGAGUAUAUAAUUAAAUACCAUUUUAGGAAGGCAAAUAGUAGAAAAAUACAAAUACAUGAUUUAAAAUUCGAGUACGAUGGAUAUUUUAUAUAAUGCAUAGUUACCUGAAUAUAGAAAUUGUAUGCCUUUUAUUCUUACUUAUAAAAGACAUUUGUGUAACAAUAGUUUUUUAAACAAUUGUAAGGUAUUGUACUAUUUAAAGAGAUAUAUUCUGUUAUACAUUUGUAAAUAUACAAUUUUGUGUAACUUUUCGAGUUUUUUUAGUAUCUUUUCUACUUGAUAUUUUUUAGUAGCUUUAUUUGAUUCAAUAUGUUCUCCUCAUGUAAAAAAUGGUCUCAAUGGGUUUAAUUUUUAUUGAUGCAUUAGAUUACACUAAAUUUUUUUUUUCGCUUUCACCAAAAUUACAAAUAUAUACAUAUUUUACAAUAACUUUAGAAAGUGUGUACUAGCUUCAGCUAUAAAAAAGGCCUAAAAAAUGAUUAAAAAAUACUAAUCAACAA
Molecule: messenger RNA, 3569 nt
Organism: Solenopsis invicta (red fire ant)
Lineage: Eukaryota; Metazoa; Arthropoda; Insecta; Hymenoptera; Formicidae
Exons: 10
Coding region: 232-2754 (840 amino acids)
Biological process (GO): phosphatidylserine exposure on apoptotic cell surface; apoptotic process involved in development; engulfment of apoptotic cell
Cellular component (GO): plasma membrane
Source: RefSeq, a predicted model, not a curated record